This is a messenger RNA of Diospyros lotus (date-plum), 1243 nucleotides long. RefSeq names its product protein LIKE COV 1-like. The coding region runs from base 135 to 950 and encodes 271 amino acids. The transcript is spliced from 7 exons. The record is from RefSeq and is a predicted model, not a curated record. Lineage: Eukaryota; Viridiplantae; Streptophyta; Magnoliopsida; Ericales; Ebenaceae. Gene Ontology annotation, cellular component: Golgi apparatus. Gene Ontology annotation, biological process: stem vascular tissue pattern formation.
UGUGCGCAGAAUUUAAAUUUAAAUUAAAACGGAGGGGAGAGAGAGAGAGAGAGAGAGAGAGACAGGGCAGGGCGAUCGAAGCAAAGCCAAGCCGGUGAAGAAAUCAGGGAAAGCAGAAGCGAUGGCAGGUGAAGAUGGAUGAGAAGACGAUGAUGGCGAACAGAGAAAGUAGAGAUCGAGAGCUCCUCUUACCCGUCGCUCACGAUGAUGUCGCUGCCGGACCGCCUUCCCCCAAGCCCUCCUCCUCCGCCGCUGCUGCCGCCGCUUCUUCCUCUUCUCAUAUCUCCGGCCGCGAGACGUUCUUCAAAGUUGUCAGGAGCUGGGCCUCAAAAAAGUUUAUGACAGGAUGUGUCAUCCUAUUUCCGAUAGCAGUCACUUUUUAUAUAACAUGGUGGUUUAUUCAUUUAGUGGACGGGUUUUUCUCUCCAAUUUAUGCUCAGCUGGGCAUUGAUAUAUUUGGUCUUGGUUUUAUAACGUCAAUCACAUUCAUCUUCUUGGUUGGAGUGUUCAUGUCAUCAUGGUUGGGGGCAUCAGUUUUGAGUCUUGGGGAGUGGUUCAUCAAACGAAUGCCAUUUGUCCGACAUAUUUACAGUGCCUCAAAGCAAAUUAGUGCUGCCAUAUCUCCAGAUCAAAACACACAGGCAUUCAAAGAGGUGGCUAUCAUAAGGCAUCCACGUAUUGGUGAAUAUGCAUUUGGGUUCAUCACUUCAUCUGUAGUCCUUCAGAAUUAUUCAGGUGAGGAGGAGCUAUGCUGCGUGUGUGUUCCCACCAACCAUCUUUAUAUUGGUGACAUAUUCUUGAUCAACUCCCAAGACGUAAUUAGACCAAAUUUAUCCGUUCGGGAAGGAAUUGAAAUUGUAGUUUCUGGGGGCAUGUCAAUGCCACAGAUCUUGUCAACACUGGACCCAGGAACAAUUCAAGUGGAUCGAAGUAGGCCUAACAGAAGCUGAGAUGAGAACGAAGACGAUAGAUGCAGUGAGAGAGCUGUGUAGUUGUGGCUUGAAUCUUAGGUUGUGUCACUUGGGAUUACCGCUCAGGAAUCAUCUGAAUUUAGUGUGAAAUUAUGAUAGCACGUGUAAUACAUGUUCUCUAUGUCAUGUUCAUUGUAGAAAGGUGCUGUUGCUUGCUUGGAAUUUGGAAGCAUUGUUGGGCUGUAUGGUUUUUUAUUGUUUCACCCUUAAAAUUGUACUUUUUGUACCUUGGAUUCUCAAAUAGUGAAAUAGCCAAGUGGUUUUAUAAGUCA